This is a messenger RNA of Aspergillus campestris IBT 28561, 7344 nucleotides long. RefSeq names its product ketoacyl-synt-domain-containing protein. Gene Ontology annotation, molecular function: 3-oxoacyl-[acyl-carrier-protein] synthase activity; oxidoreductase activity; fatty acid synthase activity. The transcript is spliced from 13 exons. Gene Ontology annotation, biological process: secondary metabolite biosynthetic process; fatty acid biosynthetic process. Bases 1 to 7344 code for a protein of 2447 amino acids. Lineage: Eukaryota; Fungi; Ascomycota; Eurotiomycetes; Eurotiales; Aspergillaceae. The record is from RefSeq and is a predicted model, not a curated record.
AUGCAACCCAAUCGACCACGACCCUCCCCCAUUGCCAUUGUCGGUAUGGCCGCCAGACUCCCCGGUGGGGUGAACUCCCUAUCGAAGUUCUGGGAGUUCUUGAUGGAAAAGAAAAACGGCGUCUGUGAGGUACCUGGCACCCGCUACAAUAUUGACGGCUUCUAUCACGAAAGCCUGCCGCACUCAGUCCGGUCGCGCCAGGGAUACUUCCUGGAUGAAGAUUUGGCGAUGGCGGACCCAUCCUUCUUACCAGUGUUCGAGCAUGAAUCUAGCCGUGAGCCCGGUAAUAUCGAUCCGCAGCAGCGUCUGUUGCUGGAGGUAGCCUGGGAGUGUCUGGAGAACGCAGGGCAGUCCCACAACUAUCGAGGUAGGAACAUAGGCUGCUACACAGGCACGUUCGGAGGCGACUGGGCGGAGUUAGCUAGUAAGGACCACCAGCAGGAAAACCGCCUCUACGUGUCGACAACGGGGGACUUUUCACUGUCAAGCUGGCUGUCAUGGAAUUUGGAUCUUCGAGGACCAACGAUGACGAUUGAAACUGGCUGUUCGUCGGCCAUGGCAGGCGUUCAUGAGGCUUGCCUCUCACUGCAGGCGGGGGACUGCGAGGCCGCGAUUGUCGCCGGUACCAGUCUAAUCUUUUCCCCCACGUUGCAAAGCCACGUUCAAGACGCAGGAGCCAUUUCCACGUCUGGUAUUUGUAGGACAUUCGACGCCGCAGCCGAUGGGUACGGACGUGGAGAAGCGCUCAAUGCCAUUUUGAUAAAGCGACUCGACGACGCUAUCGCAGACCGGGACUGCAUCCGUGCAGUUAUUCGCGCCUCCGCUAUCAACAAUGACGGGAGAACGCCGCACAUAUCGGCUCCAUCUGUCGAGGGGCAAGAGCAGCUGAUCCGUAAAACGUACGCAAAGGCCGGGAUUGAGGACGUGGAUCGCACGGCGUUUUUCGAAUGCCACGGGACUGGCACAGUAGCCGGUGAUACUACCGAGGCGGCGGCCGUUGCUCGGGUGUUUCGCCGUGGUAUGUAUCUCGGAUCGAUCAAGCCUAACUUCGGCCAUUCCGAAGGCGCCUCGGGCAUCACUAGUAUAAUCAAAGUGGCACUGGCUCUGGAAAACAAGACAAUCCCACCCAACGUGCAUUUUUGCACUCCAAACCCCAAGAUUCCCUUCCAGAAAGCGAACCUUGUGGUCCCAGUAGAAGCCACUCCUUGGCCAGUUGGGAAGGAUGAGAGGGCCAGCGUGAAUAACUUUGGCCUAGGGGGCACCAAUGUGCACAUGAUUAUGGAGUCAACGGCUUCGGUGCAGCUACCAAAUAAGCCCGAGAUCAGUUUACGAUCACGCCUAGUGGUGUGCUCUGCCAGAAGCCAAGAAUCUCUGGAAAAACGAAUCGAUGACAUCGUCCAAUAUAUGCGCAGAUUUCCCACUCGCCUGCAUGACAUCGCGUAUACGCUUGGGAUGCGACGAGGACAUAUGGCCCACCGCGCGUUCGCGGUAUCCGAUGGGAAGAUCAUCGAAUCAGCAGAUAUGAAACGAAUCGACUGUUACCAUCCACCAACACUCGUCUUUGUUUUCACAGGACAAGGCGCCCAAUGGGCAGGCAUGGGCAAGGGUUUGUGGGAUACGUUUCCUGUCUUUAGAGAAAGCCUGGCGAGGAUGGAUGGGGUUUUGCAAAGCCUUCCAGACCCCCCUGUCUGGACCCUGCAAGACGAGUUGCUCUGUACAAAGAGUUUGGCGCGGAUCAAUGAUGCCGCGCUAAGCCAGCCGCUGUGUUGCGCUCUGCAGAUUGGCCUCGUUGAUCUCCUGGCGUUAUGGGGCAUUGCCCCUGCUAUCGUGGUGGGCCAUUCGAGUGGUGAGAUUGCUGGGGCCUAUGCGUCCGGCGCCUUAACUGCAGCCGCGGCUAUCGUCAAUGCCUACUACCGCGGCCAGGUUAUUCAUACGAGCGCUCGCCACGGCUCCAUGUUAGCAGUCGGUUUAAACCGCCAUGAAGUCAUCCCAUAUCUCCAGGGAGACGUGGUAAUUGGGUGUGAAAAUAGUCAGAACAGCGUGACACUGUCCGGUGACCACGAGAGCAUCACUGAAACCAUGAGUGUGAUCCAGAAAAGCCAUCCAGAUAUCCUCUGUCGGCAACUGCGCGUAGAGAAGGCGUAUCAUUCACCGCACAUGCAAGAGGUUUCUGGUCUGUAUGAAAAGAAGAUAGCUCCUUGGUUGCCUGAACAGACUCCAAUGAUCCCAAUGUCCUCAACGGUCACUGGAGCUAUUCUCACGGACCCAGAGCUCCUCAACAGUCGAUAUUGGCGCCAGAACCUAGACUCCCCAGUCCUCUUCUCCUCAGCAGUACAAAGCCUUCUUGAUGACGGCCCAGGACGCCGCAUAUUCCUCGAAAUCGGCCCACAUGCGACGCUUUCUGGCCCGUUGAGACAGAUACUAGCCAGUCACAAGAACGGAACGGAAUAUGUCUAUGUUCCCAGCCUCAUAAGACCUGACGAUCCGGUUAAAGCAAUGCUCGACGCUGCUGGAACCCUUCAUAUCUAUGGAUUCGACCGAAUUGACUUCGAGGCCAUCAACGGGCCCGGGAGCCUGUUGGCGGAUCUCCCGCCAUAUCCCUGGAUACGGUCACGGCGGCUAUGGAAUGAGAGCCGUCCUGUCCAGGCAUGGAGGCUUCGGAGCGUGCCAUUCCACGAGCUCCUCGGAGCUCGAACCCUGGAGUCAGUCAACAUCGAGCCGUGCUGGCGGAAUAUGCUCUCCCUGGUCAACGUCCCCUGGCUGGAAGACCACAAGAUCCGAGGGAGGAUCUUGUUUCCCGGGGCGUGUUACGUAGCAAUGGCUGGGGUGGCCGUGCAGCAAACGACGUCGUGCGAAAACUACCAAAUCCGUCAGCUAAAUUUCAAGACGGCUCUCUUCAUUGAGAACGACGAACCCGUUGAGCUCAUCACCAGUAUGAGACCCGUAAGAAUUUCAGACCAUGCCGAGUCUGAAUGGUUCGAGUUCUCUAUCACGUCAGUAAUGGGGAAGAGUGAGACCAAGCACUGCACGGGUCAAGUGCGCUCCGUGGGUAGCAUCUCGGAGGUCUCGUCAGCAUCGUCCAGCGUUUCGGGAUACCCGCGGCGGGUGGCUUCGAAGUCUUGGUAUCGGGCCCUGCGCCGGGCAGGCCUUGACUUCGGGUUACGUUUUCGAGGAUUAAAGAAUAUCACAGCGGAUCCAACCUCGUGUCGAGCCACCGCGAUGGUUCGAACCACCGACACGGUGUCGGUCAGCCCAUAUAUCGUCCAUCCCAUCAUCAUCGACCAGUGCCUGCAGCUAUUAAGCGUCGCCAUGUGCCGGGGGCUGGCACGUAAUCUGACCACGCGGUGUAUCCCAGCACUCCUCGAGAACCUUUAUGUUGGACCGGUCUCGAGCGCAGAGGCACGCAUCCAUGCGUCAACUAUGGCCCGUGAAGGCAACUUCAUCCCGGGCAGCAUGGAGGCCGCAACUUCGGAAGGCGUGUUUCUGUCGCUCACGGGCGCCGUCCUAUACGCCCUUGACGACAAUCCCCCGGGUGCACCCGAAUCUAUUGUAGCCCGCACAGUCUGGAGACCAGCACCGGAGUUCCUCCCCAGCGAGAUCCAACCGCAGUCAUGUGCGGUAACAGACGUCGAGUUCGAGGCGGUGCAGAACCUGACCUUCCUCUACGCCGCUGAGACCUAUGCUGUAAUUGCAGAUAUCGACAUCCAGGACAGACCCCAGCACCUUCACAAGUAUAGGAAUCUCCUCCGUUCCAUGUCAGACGAGGCGGAUGAUCGGCUCCGGACCCUCUCAGAGCUAUGCACGCGCGAAAACAUCGCGGUGCCACCCGGCACAUUCGCCGAUCGGAAAUCAUGCCUGGCCGCGACAAGCAAUUGGCGCCAAGAUGGUCAGCAUACGUACGCGAACAUUGUCUUCAGCGCCCACGCGGUUCAGCAGACCUGCGUUGAGAUUUUUGAAGGUCGACGAGAUCCCCUUCAAUGGCUGGUAGAGGACGACAUCCUUCCGAGCAUAUAUCGAACGAUCAGCCAGUUCGACCCGGCGACAGAGAGUUUUCUGCAACGGCUAGGCCACUCUAAGCCAGGCCUACGAGUUUUGGAAGUGGGAUCCGGUACAGGGGCGCUGACAGAACCUGUAUUGCGCAGCCUGCAGACGCCCAUAGGAGUCCCUCUAUACUCCGAGUACACCUUCACAGAUAUUUCCGCCGCGUUCUUUGGUCCGGCCCAAGAGAGGUUCAGCGCAUCCAGUGCCAUGAAAUAUGCUGUUCUUGACAUUACCAAAGACCCAGCGCAGUUGGGGUUUGAGUUAGGGGCCUACGAUCUGGUGAUAGCCGGUAAUGUACUCCACGGAACUCCCAGCCUGAACCAAGCCUUGCAGAAUAUUCGAGCACUCCUAACGCCCGGGGGAUUGCUCAUGUUGCAAGAGAUCUGUGAACGAUCUCCGCUGGCGGAAUAUGUCUGCGGAUCCUUACCCGGUUGGUGGGUUGGCGAGAACGACGGCCGACACGACCGGCCUUAUGUCGGUGUAGAUCACUGGCAAGACGAGUUCGACACCGCGGGCUUCUCAAAGUUAAAGUUUAUUUCCCAUAGCCUCUCUGGUCAGAUCGCCACUAUGAUCACCCAGUGUCCAUCAGCUGUCGAACCCUCAAAGUCGAUCAGCAUGCUGGCAUCAUCCUCGCGUCCGGCUCCAUGGAAGAUGGCCAUUGAGCGGGCUUUCGCCGCUGAGGGGUGCAAGGCCACCUGGUACAACCAGAACUGGCUGCCCCCGACGAAGGAGGAUGUCAUCUGCCUUCUGGAUGCCGAGGGCCCAUUCAUCCACGACAUGACUGAAGACCGCUUUUUGACCCUGAAACGAUUCUUCCUCGGCCGAGCAGAGGCCAUUACGCUCUGGGUGACCGCCCCCGCCCAAAUCCACUGCCAGGAUCCACGAUAUGGCGCGAUCCAUGGGUUUCUCCGAUCGGUUCGCGUCGAGCUGGGCAAGAGCUUCCUGACCAUGUUCGAGGUCGAUCUCCAGGAUGAGAGCGCCCCCGGCCACAUAUAUCAGGUUUAUCGAGACCUCUGCUCUCAACGGGAGCGUCGACGAGGUAAUCUCGAGACUGAGUAUGCCGUUUAUGAUGGCGUAAUCCAUGUCCCCAGGAUUUAUCCUGUUGAUCUCAUGGCGGAACUCCCUCAUCGGCCGGUCGAUGCCCACACACCCAAGCAGCUCGCUUUGGGACAGAUUGGAGUGCUAAGUUCUUUCUACUGGACUCCCAAGGAUCCCACCUCACCUAGUCCCACAGACGUAGUCGUGGAGGUCAAGUUUAUCGGCCUAAACUUCAGGGAUGUGGCAGUGGCUCAUGGCAUCCUCGGUGCUCCACACGAGAUCGGUUUAGAAGGAUCGGGGAUCAUAAUCCAAGUCGGGAGCGAGGUGUCUAAUUUCCAGGUCGGACAACGGGUCGCGUUUCUAGCACCAGGCUGUGGCGGCACCGUGAUUACCGUUCCAGCCAGUUCUCUCCUGAGGAUCCCAGAGAGUUGGUCUCUGGAAGACGGGGCAACGGUGCCAGCCGUCUAUUCUACUGUGGUCUACUGCUUGGAUUUUGUUGGGAAGCUGAAAGCCGGACAGCAGUCAGUUCUCAUCCACUCGGCCUGCGGAGGUGUCGGCUUGGCUGCGAUUCAGCUCUGCCGGUUACGAGGAGCAGAGGUGUAUGCGACGGUAGGGAACGCCGACAAGGUAGAGUACCUGGUCAACACCUACCAGAUCCCACGCUCGCGCAUCUUCUAUUCUCGUGAUGCGUCGUUCUACGCGGGGCUCAUGCGUGAGAUCAACCACCGCGGGGUGGACAUCGUCCUCAACUCGCUCUCCGGGGAGUUGCUCCAUGUAUCGUGGAACUGCGUUGCGAAACAAGGGACCAUGAUCGAGAUCGGCAAGCGAGACAUUCUCUCCCAUGGAAUGCUGCCUUUGAGUCCGUUCCAGCACGGACGGUCUUUUGUGGUAGUAGACCUCUUCUCCGUGGGGUCCACGUUAGGCCAUCAAUUGUUGGAAGACAACGUGCAAAGGUACAUGGAUGCGGGAGACAUCGCCCCUAUUCGCCAGGCGAGCUGUUUCCCGGCGUGUGAAGUUGGUGCCGCAAUCAAAUGCAUGCAGACGGGGCAUCAUAUCGGUAAGAUCCUCGUCCGAAUGCCUCAUCAGUCCGAUCUGUCCAGCCUGGACGUGAAGCCAUGCCCCCUGCCCAUGACGUUUUCUCCCGAACAUAGCUAUUUCCUCUCCGGUGGCCUUGGAGGCGUGGGACGGGCCAUCUCCACCUGGAUGGUGGAACAAGGUGCCCGGUAUUUCACGUAUCUCUCACCGCAUGCCGGGCAGACCGUCGAGCACCGGGCCUUCCUGGCUGAGCUGGCAGCCCAGGGCUGCCAGGCCGUGGCGGUGGUGGGUCAGGCGGAGAACAUGCAAGAUGUCCAAACUGCGAUCGCCCAGAGUGCCCGCCCGGUGCGGGGGGUGAUCCAGUUGGCCUUGGACUUGAAGGACUCCGGUCUACAGGACAUGGCUUUCCCGGACUGGCAUGCCGCCUAUGCACCCAAGGCGAAAGGGGCGUGGAAUCUCCACCAGGCCUUGGAGAAAACGGCGCUGGAUUUCUUCGUGCUCUGCGGGUCUCUGGUUGGCGCGGCAGGAAAUCGCAGACAGUCCAACUACGCAGCGGCCAACACGUUCAUGACGGCUCUAUGCCUACACCGCCAGUCUUUGGGGCAGCCCGCGGGGAUCGUGGACCUCGGCGGGGUGGAGGACGUGGGGUACCUCGCCGACAACCCCCAAAUCAUGCAGUAUUUCGAGGCGCAGGGGUUCAAGCUACUCCGGGAGCACGACGUGAUCUUGGGUCUGCGAUCCCAGCUGCAGCCCUGCACCAUGUCCCAGCCCUCGCAGUCCGUGAUCGCCCGUCACCAGCUGCUUGUCGGGCUGAUGUCACCCAAGAAAUCACUCGAGGACUACGACGAUCCCCGUUUCCACAUCCUGAGUAACAUGCCCACUGACGACAACGAGCCCAACCGGGGUCAGCUGGACGACGCUAGGAUCAGCCAAUUUCUCCUCCAGGUGGACGCGGAUCCGAGCCUGCUGGAGCAGCCAUCCACGGAGGAAUUCCUCGUUGUCCAGCUCGGCUCCAAGAUGAGCCCGACCAAGGCGGAAAACCUGGUCGCGCUGGGGCAACUACCGAUCGACUCGCUCGCGGCGGUCGAGAUGCGCGCCUGGGCCCGGCGCCGGCUGGGCGUGGACGUUUCCCCCGCGGAGAUCGCCGCCGCCGAAACGGUGCAUGGCUUCGCCCUGUUGGCCAUCCGCGCUCUCCGCGCGCGUCACAAUCAAAUCGCGGACUCGUCGUAG